GCCGUCGCCGCAAAAUUUACCGGACGGACCCCGAGCUUGACGAUUUGCCGACCGCCGACCGCUGCGACAUCAACCUCCCGCUCAUUGAUUACCCACCGCCCGACAAACACGCAAGCCGCCCAGCCAACAAGAUGCAGCCUACCCGCGUGCUCCAGGCGCUCCGCUACCGCAGGCUGCGCCUCACGACCAAGGAUGUCAACAAGGGAUUCUACAAGGGCACGCGCACGGGGUCCAUGGGUCGGCACACCAAGCACGGCGGCUACAUCAUCGAUUGGAACAAGGUGCGGACGUAUGUGUGCCCUUCGCUGGAAGGGUUCAAGCUCACCCCGUUCGUGACACGAAACAUGCCGCGGACGUUUGGCAGAUACGAGACCAAGCUAGGGCCGAAGGACCCUGAGAUGUAUCUGGCGAGGUGGAAGGCCGAGAACGGGCUGGAUUGAGGAGCGACUGUCUGUUGCAGGAGGGUUCGGUCAGGCUGCGGCAUCAGCUAGCUGGACAUUGUAAGAGUAGAGUAGACACCGGUGCGGUCAGGGAGAGGUGCACUGAAUGUCUAGUACUCAGGGGAGCUAGAUGGCAUUGUUUGGAUCAUGAAAUGGCGUUGAACGGCGUUGCGACAGGAAUGUAGCAUAUAAGUACUUAAGGUAUACUGGGUCAAUAGUUCGCACCAGGUCUUGCACAGAUUGGGGCCUUUUGAGAAGCUAUAAACACUACAAACGGCUU
Chaetomium strumarium is the source of this 720-nucleotide messenger RNA. RefSeq names its product mitochondrial ribosomal protein L27-domain-containing protein. The transcript has 2 exons. The coding region runs from base 132 to 440 and encodes 102 amino acids. Gene Ontology annotation, cellular component: mitochondrial large ribosomal subunit. Gene Ontology annotation, biological process: translation. NCBI's taxonomy places the organism in Eukaryota, Fungi, Ascomycota, Sordariomycetes, Sordariales, Chaetomiaceae. The record is from RefSeq and is a predicted model, not a curated record. Gene Ontology annotation, molecular function: structural constituent of ribosome.